GCCACACCAACCAUGUCGUCCCUCGAAGAGCUCGAAAAGACCGCCGCCGAGAAGACCAAGGCGCUCGAGCAGGACACGGUGCACCGCAUCCGCAUCACGCUCACGUCGCGCAACGUGAAGAACCUCGAGACGGUCUGCGCCAACCUCAAGCGCGGCGCCCUCGACAAGAAGCUCAAGGUGAGCGGCCCGGUCCGCCUCCCGACGAAGAAGCUCCGCAUCACGACGCGCAAGUCGCCCUGCGGCGAGGGCACCAACUCCUGGGACCGCUUCGAGAUGCGCAUCCACAAGCGCAUCAUCGACCUCCACUCGCCGUCGGAGAUCGUCAAGCAGAUCACGUCGAUCCCCAUCGAGGCCGGCGUCGAGGUCGAGGUGACCAUCGCCGACGCGGCCGCGGAGGAGAAGUGAGCGCGCACCGCGCGCGCGCUCGAGCGCACGUCGCGCGGCACCUGAGCGAUCAGGCCAGCGACCCGUCCGCGGUCAGCCGCGUCACCGCUACGCGCGAGCCGGCCCCUCCUCGCGGGGGGGCCGCUUCGAACUAACACGUCGCAAUCG
Aureococcus anophagefferens is the source of this 552-nucleotide messenger RNA. RefSeq lists its product as hypothetical. Gene Ontology annotation, molecular function: structural constituent of ribosome. Bases 13 to 405 code for a protein of 130 amino acids. NCBI's taxonomy places the organism in Eukaryota, Pelagophyceae, Pelagomonadales, Pelagomonadaceae. The transcript has a single exon. Gene Ontology annotation, cellular component: ribosome; cytosolic small ribosomal subunit. Gene Ontology annotation, biological process: translation. The record is from RefSeq and is a predicted model, not a curated record.